Argiope bruennichi is the source of this 1008-nucleotide messenger RNA. RefSeq lists its product as uncharacterized. The transcript is spliced from 6 exons. The record is from RefSeq and is a predicted model, not a curated record. NCBI's taxonomy places the organism in Eukaryota, Metazoa, Arthropoda, Arachnida, Araneae, Araneidae. Bases 74 to 895 code for a protein of 273 amino acids.
UUUUUAAGAAAGAAUUUUUUGAAAAUCUGUGUUUCAUUCAUUCAUUGAACCUCUGGAAUAUUUUCUUGACGUCAUGCUUGGUGAUACUCCCAAUGAAAUCACAAAUGAGCCUACUUUACAUCCUGGUUCUCCCACCCGAACCACAUCUUCCCCAGCAAUUCUUGGGAUUCCGAAUGACGAAUCCAGUUCUCAAGACAAUAGUAGUUCCGAAAUUCCUUUUAAAAAACAACGUCCACACUCUUGUCCUCAGACCCUGUCAGAAGAAACCCCUUUGAACUCCUCAAAUGAGCCAGGUGAACAUGUGGAAAAUGACCGGAACAACGAACAGCAGACAGAUGGAAGCCGGUCAACUCGUUGUUCUGCUUUUAUAGACUUCUACAGGGAUUCUGUAAUCGAAUAUAGAAACUCUAGAUUCAUCCAUUUCUUCCAAUUUCUGUUUUCUCUCAUACCGAUUUCUGGCAUAAUCAUGGCAAUAAUAUAUGCUGAAGAGUGCCCCGCAUCUCCAACUCUACCCGCCUUAGGCGCAAUAUUAGGAGCCCUUGGCGUCAUAUUCAUGGGUUUUUGGACAGCCGGGACUGUUUACGAGCAACGCGGGAGGACCUUUUUUGAUCAACCAAAAAGCAUACUUAGCAUCUGCAUUACAUUGUUGUUUUUAGUGGCACUAGAUGUGUAUCUCCUUGGCCACAUGUCGCCGAGCUUCGACGAGUUUGAAAAACACUAUUGCAACCAAACUUUCUACCGAUACGCCAUUCUCAAGAACAUUUUGACUGCUUUGGCUAUUGUUUUGGGGGCGAUAUUUUAUUUGCCUGGAAAUCUUUCCUUUAUCUACAGUUGUUUUUGCAACUGCUGUGAACCACAACCCGCGACUGCUAAUGUUUUCUACUAUGCCUUUUAAAUUAUCUGACGUGUGAUAGUGUAUUAUUUUAAUGCAUUAUUUUGAAUUCAUAUAUUUUAAAUUUUAGUAAUGGACUACUGUAUGACAAAUGGAUGUAAAUAUUUAAAAUAAAA